This is a messenger RNA of Micropterus salmoides (largemouth bass), 1886 nucleotides long. RefSeq names its product serine/threonine-protein kinase DCLK2. The coding region runs from base 497 to 1336 and encodes 279 amino acids. Gene Ontology annotation, cellular component: axoneme. Lineage: Eukaryota; Metazoa; Chordata; Actinopteri; Centrarchiformes; Centrarchidae. Gene Ontology annotation, biological process: intracellular signal transduction; retina development in camera-type eye; axoneme assembly. The transcript is spliced from 3 exons. The record is from RefSeq and is a predicted model, not a curated record.
UUUCAGCGACCGACGACCAGUCAGAGGAAGGAUGAGGAGCGGAGAAGGAGGCGGCUUGCGUUACCCUUAAGUUUUGUAAAUUUUCUUCGUUGUUUGAACGGUCCACUGCAAUGUCUGUCAAACACAGCUGCUCUUUAUUCGACACAUUUUCAACCGGAUAUUCCCGAGUUGGCGCUUGGAUUAACGUUGCUGCUCCUGUUGUGUUUUUGUAGGUGACAGUCAAUCAAACAAUUCAUCUGAUCGGUCAGGACGGGUUCAGUUUCUGCGGACAGAUUAUUUGUCGACUUGUUUCUCAUUUUGGGAGCUGUGUGCCAACGUUUCGACUUGUAACUAGCAGCCGGCGCAGCAAGUAGUCACACUUGACUGGAAGUGGAGGCUGAGACGCACACGUGUUAUCCUCCUUCCUCCGGCAGCACCGAGAUUUAAACACACUCGGGAUAAAGUAGUUUUUCUGUGGGAUUUCGUUUAAAACACGGACGACGGCGUGGCAGACAACAUGUCGCUAAGCAGAAGUAUAGAAUUUGAACACUUUGAGGAACGAGAGAAACCUCAGCGGACACCGAGGACCAACUCAGGCUCUGGGUCCCAGUCUGGCUCCAGAGGCAACGGUCUGGUCCCCAGCCCGGCGCACAGUGCGCACUGUAGUUUUUACCGCACACGCACUCUCCAAUCCCUCACUUCCGAGAAAAAGGCCAGAAAAGUGCGGUUUUACCGCAAUGGGGACAAAUAUUUUAAAGGUUUGGUGUAUGCAAUUUCUAACGACCGGUUCAGGUCUCUGGAUGCUCUGCUCAUGGAACUCACACGGUCCCUGUCUGACAAUGUCAACCUUCCUCAAGGAGUCCGGACGUUAUACACGUUGGAUGGAGGCAGGAAGAUCACCAGUCUGGAUGAGUUAGUAGAGGGUGAGAGCUAUGUGUGUGCAUCAAAUGAAUCCUUCCGCCGUGUGGAGUACACCAAGAACGUUAACCCCAACUGGUCCCUGGGCAGCAAGACCGGCACAUCGCGCUCCCUCUCCUCUCUCAUCCCGCUGAAGAGUGAGUUGCAGCGUGAGUCCAAGGACUUUAUCAAACCCAAGCUAGUCACGGUCAUCCGCAGCGGUGUCAAACCCCGCAAGGCAGUACGGAUACUGCUCAAUAAGAAGACCGCACACUCCUUCGAGCAGGUGCUCACCGACAUCACAGAUGCAAUCAAGUUGGACUCUGGGGCCGUGAGGAGACUGUACACGUUGGAGGGCAAGCAGGUUUUUGUGCAGAUGAAAGAAAAAAGACUCUUCAGAGCGUCAAAAGAAAGGAUUUCUCCCAUAUUUAAGGCAGAUGGACUCAAAUAUAAUGACUGACUACUGAUUUGUUUUACUUGGUAGAUGCAGCUGAAUGAAACUGCUGUUUAGUCAGUGGAUUUAAAAGCUCACUGUUAUGAUAAUAACAAAAAACAUUUGAAAUAUUUAUUUGUGUGUAUGUAUUAAUCUUAAGUGGUGGAAAGAGGGGGUGGGAUCCACGGGAGAGCUUUUCCAGGAGUGAAAGUUGGGAGAAUUCCCUUUUAGCUGUUUUUGGCAUGGUUUCUAAAGCGUGUUUAUGAAACAAAUAUAAUUAAUUGUUAUGCUUGAAUGCACCACAUAUCCAGCUGUGGCAUUGCAGGGUCCCGGGAACCAGUCCCCAGAGCAAAACCCAAAGUAGCAUUACAGUGUCAGUUACAGCGUUGUCAUUGCUACUGGCUACAGUUGUGCUGGAAUUUGUGGUGAUGUUGAUAGGGACGUGUUGUGUGUAUCUGAGGAAUGAGAUACUGCGUCCGAAGGGACACCGUAAACUCACUGCUGACGCACCCUAUUUUUCCUGUGAUUAUGCUAACGUUACAUUGUGAACAAUAAAGCCAUGUUAAAAUCAUAGAAA